Messenger RNA from Drosophila guanche, 882 nucleotides. It is a transcript of the gene Sgs3, whose product is annotated as salivary glue protein Sgs-3. The transcript is spliced from 2 exons. The record is from RefSeq and is a predicted model, not a curated record. The coding region runs from base 62 to 550 and encodes 162 amino acids. NCBI's taxonomy places the organism in Eukaryota, Metazoa, Arthropoda, Insecta, Diptera, Drosophilidae.
CAAGAAAGGCAUCAGUCUGUGGCAUCUCCUCACCUGAACGAGUCAAUUAACACGUAAAAACAUGAAGCUGACCAUUGCCAUCAUCGCGAGCAUCCUGCUCAUCAGCUUGGCCGAUUUGGCCACUGGAUCGGAUUGUGGAUGCCCAGGUACAACAACAACCACCUGCCGGACAACAACCACCUGUCCGACAACAACCACCUGCCGGACAACAACAAGAAGAACCACUCGCAGGACAACAACCACUUGCAGGCCAACAACAACAACCACAACACCCUGCACGACAACAACGACGACAACCACUUGCAAGCCAACAACAACAACCACCAAGAGGACAACUCGCAGAACCACCAGAAGGACCACCAGAAGGACCACCACCAGGCCCACCACCACCACCAAGAAGCCUACAUGCAGCAUAUGCGGUCCGGGUGGUCCAGCCUGCAAGGGAUGCCCCGAAAGGGAGAAUCUCUGCCAGGAGCUGAUCAACAAUGUGCGCAACCUGGAGCGCAGGAUUCGCCAGUGCGUGUGCGGACAAAAGGAUUGGUUGAUGUAAAGUGGAUCAACUUUCAGCCUCCGAAACCCUGUUGUGAUUAUGCGAACUCUGACUGCUCGAACUGGACCACGAUUUUGAACCACCAAGAAGCCCACAACCAAGAGUCCCUGUGUUGAUCAACACAACAUUGAGCGCAGGAAGUAAAUCAUCCUUCAGCCAACUCCCUGUUGUGAUCGAUGCCUGCGUUGCUCAACUUGGACUACGCUUCUGUCCCACAAUUGUUAUACCUUCAUCCAUUCCUGUUGUUUUUAAUUGACUUUUUAACGAUAUUAAACCCGUGCGGAAUGCGGACUUUGGUCGCCGCCUUCCAAUCAUUUCAUACUGUUGCAAAA